AUGAGAAACUCUCGCGACAUUGCUAAGUUCAGAUCAAUACUUCAAAACAUAUAUGCUUGGGCUAUUAGAGAUUUUAGGCCCUUGAUGGUCAAAUAUAUCGACCAGUGGGAGUAUAUUCAUUCCCAAGCCUUCCUACACGCCAAAAGAACCGCAGUAGCGUUUCGACAGGAAGAAAUAGAAACAAGGAGUCGGCAGCAAAGCCCCGAAGCUGACGAGUCACCUACCAAGCAGUUGGAACACACCGUCGACAGGAUGAUGUCAAUGAACCUGAAUGAUAAAGUGACUCCGACCUCCAACAGGCAUGGGAGUCCCAUUUCGGCAUCUUCAACUCCACCGACCGGUUUGCGACGAAGCGCACGAAUAAAAGCACUGCGCGAUGCGCAAGUAUCCCCCAGUUUGACUUCUCAAUUGGAGAGGUCGGCCUCACGUCUUAAGAAAACUAUAGCGGCUGGGCCUUUGAAGCAACGAGAAAGCGGGACUAAGUUUCUCGCAGGACCAAUUGAGAUUGAAGUUGAUGGGAGUACCAGUGAUGAGGAGUAUGAACAAGUUGAGGAAGAUGAUGAGAGCGGCGAUGAUGACGAGGAAUGUGAGUACGAUGAUGAGGCUCAUGGGGAAGAGAGUGACCACGAGAACCUUGUAUGGGACUAUGUUAGGAAGAAAUAUGUGCCGGUGUAUGAAUAG
This is a messenger RNA of Fusarium mangiferae, 681 nucleotides long. RefSeq lists its product as uncharacterized. The coding region runs from base 1 to 681 and encodes 226 amino acids. The transcript has a single exon. Lineage: Eukaryota; Fungi; Ascomycota; Sordariomycetes; Hypocreales; Nectriaceae. The record is from RefSeq and is a predicted model, not a curated record.